AUGGUGUGGUCUUGCAUUGGUCCAGCAUUAAACAAUUUAAAUUGGCCCUUCUUGGCGUACAAGGUAGAUUAUUGGUGCGCGAGAACACCGAAAUACAUUAACUUGUCUGUGGAAGAGUGGAAGAAUAUCAGCGCACCUCUGGACUUCAAAAACGGGAGAACAACGCAUAGUCGAUGUGAAGUAUACGAUAUUGACGAUACCGAAUAUAAAAAGAACUUUUCAAAGAUUCCUUGUCGCUCGUGGGAAUACGAUCGUUCACAAUAUAAAAACAGUGUCAUUGAAAAGUGGAAUUUAGUUUGCGAAAGUUCUUGGUUGAGUUCUCUCGCUGGAUCUUCUUACUUCGUGGGAUUCUUCGUAUCCGGUAUUGUAUCUGGUCAGAUAUCCGAUAGAUAUGGCAGAAGACCAGUGAUAAUAUGGAGUGUCGUGCUUCAUAUAACCUUUGGGACUCUUUGUUCAUUUUCUCCAUAUUACUGGAUGUUUACUCUAUCUCGUUUCUUCUUGUCUGCAGGAAACACAGCCUGUAGUCUAACGUUUUAUGUAUAUGUUAUGGAAGUGGUCGGACCAAGCUACAGAGAAAAAGUAAUGGUAAUUCAGUCUUUUUUUUAUACCACGGGGACGCUUCUACUUACCGGAGUAUCUUGGUUCCUCAAAGAUUGGACUUAUAUUCAAUUAUGCGGCAUUUUGCCAUCUAUUAUAAUACUCCUGCUCAUCAGUUAUAUACCGGAGUCUCCGAGAUGGCUGCUAACUCACGGUCGACUACGUAAAGCCGAAGACGUUAUAAGAAACAUAAUGAAAAAGAAUAAAAGACACACCGACGAUUUAUCCGAAAUUAUUGAAGAACUUUAUUGGAAAAUUAGAACGGAUGAAAAUAAGAGGAAAAUGAACUUUUUGCACUUGAUCAGGAAUAAACAGUUACGCAAGAUUACUUUCCUCAUGUACAUCUUAUGGUUAGUAAUAAUAUUUGACCUCUAUGCAUUAUCAUUAAAUGCAGAUAUCACAGGAGGAAACAUCUUUCUUUUUUUUGUUUUAUUUUCCUCAUUACAAUAUUGUGUUUCUGGUGUUUUGACCAUUAUUUUACCUCGCUUUGGAAGACGACGUAUUUUGAUGUUUGGACACCUUUUAGUGGGCAUCACAUCGUUGCUGACAACAGCUGUUUCAGACGAUCUUAUAUGGCUGAGGAUUGUCUUCGUAGUAUUAAGUAGAUGCUUCACGACUAUUGCAAUAAACACAAUAUAUGGAUAUACUCUAGAAUUGUACCCGACUGUAGUUCGUAACGUGGGUAUCGGAUCGUGUUCUACAUUUGCCAGAAUCGGAUCGAUCGCUGCACCUUUUAUGAAGGAUCUUAGUGAAAAGGUGAACUGGAGCAUUCCCUUUAUUAUAGUAGGUGUAUUGACUCUUUCGUCUGUGUUGUGCGUUUUGCCUUUACCGGAGACCAAAGAUAUUCGUUUGCAUGAUAUUAUUGUCAAUAAUACAGCAGAAAAUGAAGAGGAAUAA
Molecule: messenger RNA, 1494 nt
Organism: Centruroides sculpturatus (bark scorpion)
Lineage: Eukaryota; Metazoa; Arthropoda; Arachnida; Scorpiones; Buthidae
Product: organic cation transporter protein-like
Exons: 10
Coding region: 1-1494 (497 amino acids)
Biological process (GO): transmembrane transport
Cellular component (GO): membrane
Molecular function (GO): transmembrane transporter activity
Source: RefSeq, a predicted model, not a curated record